CCAGCGUAGGUUGCAGGGAUCGCCUGGGAAUUGCAGUCAGCCGUCUUUGUGCCAGUCUGCGGUUGCAGAGCAGUAGAAAGGCGGAAUGACGUGCUGUGAGCUACACCCUCGCGUGAUGACGCCAGAGGACGAGGCGAGGGAGCUGGAGGGGGACCCGCUGGACUGGGUGCCGCCAGAGGAGCUGCAGCGGUGCAGUGAGGUGGCGGCCUUCUACGACGGCACUGCGGUCCUCCUCACGGGCGCCACCGGCUUCGUCGGCAGCCUCGUACUCGAGAAGCUGCUGCGCUCCUGCCCCGGCGUCUCCGUGGUCUACGUGCUCGUCAGGGACAAGAAGGGCGUGCCGCUGCGGGAGCGACUGCGUUCUCACCUGGAGACAGUGAUCUUCAGUGAGGCUCGCAAGGCCUGCCCGGACUACCUCCGUAAGGUGGUGCCCAUAGCGGGCGACUGCACUCAGCCGGGACUGGGGAUCAGCCCAGAUGACGCUGCCGAGCUCGCCAGCAAGGUGUCCGUGUUCUUCCACGUGGCCGCCACUGUGCGGUUCGACGCGGACCUCCGCACCGCCACCGUCACCAACGUGUCCUCCACCUGCGAGGCCGUUGCUCUCAUGAAGCGCAUGAGCAACCUCAAGGCUUUCGUCUACAUGUCGACGGCAUAUUCGAAUGCCCCCAGAGACGAAAUAGAGGAGAAGUUCUACCCUCCAGGACUGAAGGCUGAAGAGCUACUGAAGCUGAUCAGGAUCAUGGACGACGAACAACUGGCGCAGAUACUCCCACUGCUGCUGGGUGAUUGGCCCAACACAUACACCUUCACCAAAGCAGUCGCCGAGGAUGUAGUACGCUCUGGUGGUUCUGGAUUACCCGUCUCGAUCAUCAGGCCUUCCAUUGUGUCGAGCACGUACCAUGAGCCAUUGGCCCUGUGGGCAGGCAACUUGUACGGCCCCAAUGCCAUGGGUCUCGGUGGUGCUGUGGGAGUUUUACACGCCAUGUCUAUCGACAGCAACGCAAUGGCUGACGGUGUGCCCGCAGACAUGGUAGCCAACGCAACCAUCGCCUGUGCGUGGGAGACCUGGUGCAGACACAGCAAACGAACUCUGAUACAGCAGGCAUCAGCUGAACCGGGCAUCUUCAACUGCGUAUCGACACCACGCCAUCCCAUAUCCUGGGGUCAAGUAAUCAACUACGCACAUCAUGGAAGAAGUUUUCCCAGCAUAAGAAACUUCUGGGUAGCUUACCUCUUUAUGUUUAAAGCGAAAUUUGGGUAUGUUACCGGCGCUGUGCUCUUCCACCUAAUUCCAGCUAUCAUCGCAGACACUUUUCUGUAUCUCAAGGGAAUCAAACCAAUACUGUGGAACAUGUACUCGCGUAUUCAUGGGGCCUCACAGGCUCUGGAACCAUUCACAACUAGAGAGUGGACGUUCAAAGAUGACAACUUUGCGUCCCUCCUGGGCCGUAUGGGUGCAGUCGACCGCAAGCUCUUUCCCUGUGACAUCGUAGACGUCGACUGGGAAUGGUUCAUCAGCAAUACCAUGCGUGGGUUGCGUCUUUACCUUCUGAACGAGAGCUUUGACACCUUGGAGGCAGCAAGGAAAAGAUACCGUCGGUUAGUCGUCGUGAACCAGACACUGGUCGCCACAGGGAGCGCACUGCUGCUGUUCAAGCUGUGGCAGAUCCUCGUUGCCCAGAUACGACUGUGACUGGCGCGCGGCUACCUAGCGGCAGCGGCAAACUCUGAAGUUCCUCCUGCCCAGCCCAUCCGUCGUCGGGCACAAACUAUCAUUCUCAACACCAAUGUCGUUUUCUAAUCCUUAACAUCCUUACCUGAGCUGUUACAAGGAAAUUCUUUCAACUAUUGUAUUUCUAUAUUCCAAAUGUAAAUCACAAUAACUUCAUUAAAUUUAUUCAUUUAAUUACUUA
Schistocerca piceifrons (Central American locust) is the source of this 1913-nucleotide messenger RNA. RefSeq names its product fatty acyl-CoA reductase 1-like. Bases 86 to 1693 code for a protein of 535 amino acids. Gene Ontology annotation, biological process: long-chain fatty-acyl-CoA metabolic process. NCBI's taxonomy places the organism in Eukaryota, Metazoa, Arthropoda, Insecta, Orthoptera, Acrididae. The transcript has 9 exons. The record is from RefSeq and is a predicted model, not a curated record. Gene Ontology annotation, cellular component: peroxisome. Gene Ontology annotation, molecular function: alcohol-forming very long-chain fatty acyl-CoA reductase (NADP+) activity.